AUGGAAGAGCCCGAACAUCUGUCAGCGGAGACCAGGAGCUCUCAGGUGCUGUACCGUGCUGCUCUUUCUUCUACUACUGUAAAUAAACUGCUGCUGGAGUUUAGCAGGAUUAGACACUGUUUGAUGGAGGGCUACAGGGAGGCAGCAGGAAUGUUCCAGAGCUUUUCUCUAGUCUUUAAGGUGUUUGGCCUGUUUGAGGUCCCUGUCAGUGGCUCUCUGCCCUCUGAAAGACGCAGUACAGUUAAAGCAAACUCAUGCUGUGAUGCAUAUUUCAUUAAUCUGCUACACGCUGCUGCAGAAACACUGAGCUGCUCUGCUUCUGUGAAUAAUGCAGCACAGAUUACUGAGGUAAACUUAUACAGCUGCAGGAUGGUGGGACGGUUUGUCUGUGUUUACACCAGAUCAGAUCCUGAAAGUGAAGUCAUGUUGCGGGGCUAUGUGUGUGUCUGUGGGGUGUUUCUGCAGCAGGUGACAGACCCUCAGCAGAGUGUUUGGGUGUUCCUGCAUCAGCUCUGA
Messenger RNA from Xyrichtys novacula (pearly razorfish), 516 nucleotides. The record is from the annotation of a GenBank genome assembly. NCBI's taxonomy places the organism in Eukaryota, Metazoa, Chordata, Actinopteri, Labriformes, Labridae.